Messenger RNA from Galdieria sulphuraria, 820 nucleotides. RefSeq lists its product as uncharacterized. The transcript has a single exon. The record is from RefSeq and is a predicted model, not a curated record. The annotation marks the transcript as partial. Lineage: Eukaryota; Rhodophyta; Bangiophyceae; Galdieriales; Galdieriaceae.
GAAUAAACUGGAAAAUUCUCGAUUCAGAAAGCAAGUCAAAAGAUGGUCUGCUCCACGCCAAGUAGCUUGUAUACUUUUCCUACCUGCCUUCUUCUUCCUCAACACGAACCUUUUUCUUCUAAAGGAGAAUGUAAACAGAAAAACGGUAGAGCUUAUAUACUGGGCCGUGAAGCUCAAGUUGUUUCCAAAAGUUAGAUGAAGCAUGUAACUAAAUGCGCAGAUAAACAACAGUAGGCCUGUUAGUUCUUUAACAAUAGGAGGCACAUAUUUUUUCUGCUAUCCCGAAGAUAUGAAAACCACCCUUUUCGAUACAUAAAGACAGUGAACGCUGGUAUUUCUGAACGCUGUUUGGAAACAGCUUUAUCUAUUUCACUGUGUCUACUUUGCAGAGCGUUAGUCUGUUCCACACCUUGCUUCUGAAUACUUUCUACAAGUUUCACUAGUGGACUAUGCCGUUUCUAAGAGAGAAAAGAAUAUUGAAUAUUUUUUCUGACUAGAUAUAUGGCAGUAUUUACAGCAAUCCACUAAAGUUUAUAACUGUGUUGCCGUUGAAACUCAGCCACGUUCAAAAUUGACAAGAUGAUUCACAGCCUUCGAAAGGCAAGCUGCUUUGAGUUUUACCCUUUUGAUUGUCCACACUAAGUUAGUUGAGCAUAAUAAACACAACAACAGCAACUUGGAGAAUUAUCACACAACUAUUUUCGUUUUGGUACUUUUGAAAAACUGUACUUUAGAAAGCUAUCCUCCUGUGAUAGGAGAUCGUUGUUUCACACAGUAAACUCUUUUUUUCGUAUACAAAAAUAAAGUCCUUGUAGUCAAG